AUGGAAGACCAAUUGGUGUGCGAGCCAAUCGUCUUCACCAUAGGAUGCAUGAGAUGGAAAGGAUAUCUUUAUCGUUUGUCAGACCAAAUGGCGCUUGACCUGGUGUCCCUCUUUACCGGGAGCCUGACGGCAAUGGACUUCAGAAUGAGCAACGCAGGACCCCUCACCCGCAGCCAGUUGCGGCCAGUCCUUGAGUGCUGUGAGAGCAACUACUGCUCAGCAGAGCCAAGCCUGCAGCUUUUAUCGCCGAACAGCGUGCUGGACUGCAGAAUGGAUGAUCUGUUCUCAGAAGGGGAAGACGAUUGCCCUCAGACGCCGAAGGAGAAUCGGGUCCCCCUGGUGCUGCGGUGUCCUGGAGCCCCCUUGAAGCUGCGGCCUAUUAGGAAGGCUACGAAGGGGAAGAGGAAGGGAGUCAGGAUCCUGAAGGCGGACUUCGAGGCGGCCUUCCCUGGGGAUGCAGCAAUGCAGCAGCGGAGAAGGAUGAGUAGACUGGAGAGCGCGCAGCAGCUGCUGGAAGAGGCGCUUAGGAGCUGACAGGGAGUCUCAUGGCUCCUCCAUUUGCCUUUAAAAUCAAUUGACGUCUGUAAGAGUAGUACUGUAAUCUGUUCAUCAAUGAUGGAGCGAAAGGCUGGUAAUCCAGCGGGAAAAAUACCUUGCAGACGUUUCUCUGAUAUAAUGUCUUUUGCGUAACUGCGGGAGCUGCUUGGAGGAGCUCCUCUGGCUGUCUGCCUGAACAGUAGAAAUAAUCUGGGGGCCUAGAUUCAGGACCACCCCCUGAGGCAUUACUCGGAAGCAUACCAUAGGAACUCUCAGUCAAAGCUAGAGUCCCUCACCUCCAGUCCUCAGUCGGUUGUCAAACAAAGUGGUCGGUAUGCAUCCUUACCUGCUUUUGUAGAUGCCUCUUGAAAUUGUAAGUUAGAACUGUAGGAUAAACAAUCAACUGAGGCACUUGAGAAGCAGUCAAGAAAGACUGGCCAACUGGAAGACCUCUUUCUUGUUAAUGACAAGAGCCUCUAAGAGGCAAACAGAACAUUGAUAUUGCUAAUUUGUUGCAGGCUCUCUAUAAAGAGUCUUUUGUUCUGUCCUGAAGGCACUGUUGAAGAAGUCUUCUGUCACGUCCUGAAGAUUCUCGCUUCAUUUCCGAGUCUCCUCAAGACUCAAAUGUAAAGU
Klebsormidium nitens is the source of this 1170-nucleotide messenger RNA. The record is from the annotation of a GenBank genome assembly. NCBI's taxonomy places the organism in Eukaryota, Viridiplantae, Streptophyta, Klebsormidiophyceae, Klebsormidiales, Klebsormidiaceae.